CGUCGGCAUCACAAUUUACCAGUGGUUUUCCUUUUUGUGUCACUUAGCAUUUUUUGUGUGUGGUAUGAUUUUAUGAGCUUUUGGUGGGGCGUGUCCACAUGAGGAGGUAACGACAGAAGCGGAAGAUAAUGUUUUGUAUGUGGUUAAACAGCACACCGUGAUAUGUUUCUGUUUUAGUCCUCAGUUUUAUUAGCUGCAAGGUGAGCCAUUCUGCACUCAGACUGCGAGGAAGUAGCAGCCAGCGUCUUAGUGGGUGCAUAAAAGAGGAGCGUUUGAAUAUCUGUGGAUAUUUCCGCAUGGAGAGCUUAAUGACAGCUGCAAAUCUGAAGAAUUUGUCUGGCACUGGUAAUCCGCCAACCAUUGAUUCUAUGUGGUCCAUAGGCAAACCCCUAUCUUCUAGCACAUCAGACAGUGACAGUGAAGAAAAGAAUGGAGGCAUUGAAUGUCAAGGAACAGACUUCUCCACCGUAUAUGAAAUAGACUUAUUGCCGCACACAAAUAUGGCAGAAUAUACAGAACAGUUUCUGCUGGAAGUGGUGGGCAUCCUUCUCAGCCACAUCCGAAGAACAUAUGACAGAAGAACAAAGGUGCUCGAUUUUCAUCAUCCACAUCAGCUUCUUGAUGGACUGGAAGGGUUCAGCCUGGAGCUUUCGGAUCAGCCAGAACCUCUGGAGCAAAUUCUUGUUGACUGCAGGGAUACAUUAAAGUAUGGGGUAAAAACAGGUCACCCUCGUUUCUUCAAUCAGCUUACAACAGGUCUUGACAUUGUUGGAUUAGCAGGUGAAUGGCUGACCGCAACAGCUAACACAAAUAUAUUUACAUAUGAAGUAGCACCUGUCUUUAUUAUAAUGGAAGGUAUUCUUCUAAAGAAAAUGCAUGAGAAAGUAGGCUGGCAGUCAGAGAAAGCAGAUGGGAUUUUUGCACCUGGUGGUGCCAUAUCAAACCUGUACAGCGUUUUGCUGGCUCGUUAUAAACAUUUUCCUGAAGUUAAAACUAAAGGCAUGGGAGCCAUUCCCACAUUAGUGCUAUUCACCUCAGAGCAUAGCCAUUAUUCAAUAACAAAAGCAGCAGGAGUUCUUGGUAUUGGAACUGAAAACACAGUUUUGGUGAAAAGUGAUGAGAGGGGGAAGAUGAUACCUUCGGAUUUAGAAGUCAAAAUAAUUGAAGCCAAAGCUAAGGGUUAUGUGCCUUUCUAUGUAAAUGCCACUGCUGGGACAACAGUGUUUGGAGCUUUUGAUCCUAUCAAUGAAAUUGCUGAUGUAUGUGAAAAAUACAAGCUUUGGCUGCAUGUUGAUGCAGCAUGGGGUGGUGGACUGCUGAUGUCUGACAAACAUUCUUACAAGCUUCGUGGCAUUGAGAGGGCAUGUUCUGUGACUUGGAAUCCACAUAAGUUGAUGGGCGUUCCCUUGCAAUGUUCUGCCUUUCUUGUCAGAGAAAAGGGUCUUCUCCAAGCCUGUAACCAGCUACAUGCAGAAUACCUUUUUCAGCCAGACAAGCCAUACGAUGUCUCUUAUGACACAGGAGACAAAACCAUCCAGUGUGGUCGUCAUGUGGAUGUGUUCAAAUUUUGGUUAAUGUGGAAGGCUAAGGGCACUCUUGGAUUUGAACGGCAAGUGAACAAAUGCAUGGAACUAGCAGAAUACCUCUACAGCAAGCUGAGGAAAAAAAGUGAGAGCUUUGAACUAGUUAUGCCUUUUGAACCUGAACAUUCUAAUGUCUGUUUCUGGUACAUCCCGCCAAGCAUCAGAGGAAUUCCUAAAGGUCCAGAAAGAAACAGAAGACUACAUCAGGUUGCCCCCAAAAUCAAAGCUCGGAUGAUGGAAGAAGGAACAGUAAUGGUUGGUUACCAGCCUUAUAAGGAUAAAGUAAAUUUCUUCCGUAUGGUCUUUUCUAAUCCUGCAACAAGAAUGUCAGAUGUCGAUUUUCUCAUUGAAGAAAUAGAGCGGCUUGGCAAAAAUAUAUGAUGCUGAAAAACAAAGACUGCAUAGUAUUUCAUUCCUAAGCUCCUGUUCCUACAUGUUAGCAUGAAGAACAUAUUUUAAUAUAUGUAAAUAAAUACAUAAAUACUAAAAAUAUCUAAUAUGCUGAUGAAUAAUUUAAAUCAUUUUAGUCUUAUAUCUAUUUUCUUUAACAUUUUAAGAUGACAAAUCUCAUGUAUUUUGUAUGAAUUUAUUUUAUUAUCUUAGACUACAAACAUUUUGAGGGAAUGUUAUCGGUCAGACUUUAUUCAAAUAGCUGUUUAGCUGAUUUAUCAGUGCACUAGUAGUAAAAACAAAAAAUAAUUAAUGUAAUAGCACUUUGGAUUUUUUGUUUGUUUGUUUUAGCUUCCAGAAUGUCUGUCUGUUACAUUAGUGGUGUUAGUAACCUGGGCAAUAGUGGUGCAUUGUAUGAAAAUCUUUCUUUUAAUAAGAUGAUUUGAAAAUAAUGCAGUAUACGAUGAUAUACAUUUGCAUGUUGAUUUGGUGAUAGGGGCUUUAACAAUUUACAAUCACAUGAUAAGCUGCAGAUUCCCAAUAACAACUAUAUAUAUAUAUAUAUAUAUAUAUAUAUAUAUAUAUAUAUAUAUAAUAUGUAUGUCAUCAUGCUGUGAUGCAAACUACAGUCUAUAGCAUGUUUUUUUAGUCUGCAUACAGUAUUUUAUAUUCCUGCUUAAAACAGCAUUGCUAUAUAAAAAGGAAGCAUUAAGUCAUGCAUGGUUCCCUAUUAGAAGACCAAAAACGGAUUCUUUCGAAUGCGUCUUGGUCGAACUCAAAAGCCUGAAAUGGCAAAAUAUCGAAGUGACAUUUAAGCAAAUUCUUUCCCUGGGAA
Molecule: messenger RNA, 2808 nt
Organism: Protopterus annectens (West African lungfish)
Lineage: Eukaryota; Metazoa; Chordata; Ceratodontiformes; Protopteridae
Product: glutamate decarboxylase 1-like
Exons: 15
Coding region: 297-1964 (555 amino acids)
Biological process (GO): carboxylic acid metabolic process
Cellular component (GO): cytoplasm
Molecular function (GO): pyridoxal phosphate binding; carboxy-lyase activity
Source: RefSeq, a predicted model, not a curated record